AUGGUGCAAAUCAAUUACGAGGUCAGGCUAAAAAGCAACGCAAAAUAUCAAAUGACAGAAAUAGAGGAUAGUCUUCGGAGCAUCUUCGAACUAUUCGACGAUGGAGUUAAAAGCUUAAUUCCGAAACAAGACAAGGAAAAGAUCAUGAACGCGAUUAACGAGAUUAUGGACGAAACUGAGACGAAAGAUCUGCUGGAAGCGUUGAACGUCGUGGAAGAGUGCGUUUCUGAGGUUAUGAUUUGCGAAGAGAGCGAAAAGUACAGUGAUAUUCCUAAUACUGCCCUCGGGAAGUUCUAUUUGUACACCAUGGACAAAGCUGAGGGAGAAGAAGAGCACAUUGAUGAGGAAGAAGAUGGCGAAAUCGCUGCUUGCCAGACAUGGAUGUUACCGAACAAGGCGUUUUACGGACUGUGGGAGUCGCUGCACUACUCAUCAUCGCUCAAAACCGAUCUCAUUCAAUACGCGGAAACAUCUUUUCGGCUAUCGCAACUAGGAGUCAGCAACACGCUCAUUAGCUGGAACAAAGUCAUUCUUUUUCAUGGCCCUCCAGGCACUGGAAAGACUUCCAUCGCUCAGGCAUUUGCUCAAAAAUUAGCGAUUCGACAAAUAGGCGGCUAUCAAAAUACGGCACUUGUGGAGAUCAACUCACAUUCUCUCUUCUCAAAGUGGUUUUCGGAGUCAGGCAAACUUGUUCAGAAAAUGUUUUCUAAAAUAAGAGACUAUGCGGAUGACAAGUCGAUCAUGACGAUCAUCCUCAUCGACGAAGUAGAGAGCUUAACCUCUGCUAGAUCGGGUUCCGCGAAUGAGCCAGCAGAUGCCGUUAGAGUAGUCAAUGCUGUUCUUACGCAACUGGACUCGCUGAAAAAGUACCCGAACGUUCUCGUUGUUUGCACAUCGAACAUCACUGGCAAAAUUGAUCUGGCAUUCAUCGAUCGCGCCGACAUGAAGAUUUUCGUUGGACCACCAGAGCCAAAAGCUAUCUACACUAUCCUCGAGUCUGCGUUCAACGAAUUAUAUCAUAAAGGCAUGAUUACAGGCAAAUAUUCCUUACGAUCAGAAGGAUACGACCUGCCAAACGAGAGAAGCCUUAUUGCGAUCGCCGACAGUGCUCAAGGAAUCAGCGGACGCACGCUUCGAAAGAUACCAUUCCUGGCCUUGAUGAAGUACUGCGCUGGAGCUCAACAGGUCACUCUUGACAACUAUCUUAACGCUGUCGAAAAAGCCAUCGAAAGCGACAAGGUUGAGAGAAAGCAUCUUUCUGACUUGAUCAUGUUGCGAAGCUCUCGAUCAUUGAUCAACCGAUUUGCCUCUACCAAAGUCUUCUUUGACAUCAACGCUGGUGGAGAAGGUACCCAGCGUAUCACCUUCAAGCUUUAUGAUGAUGUUGUGCCAAAAACUGCCGAGAAUUUCCGUCAGCUGUGUACUGGAGAAGCUGGCUUUGGAUACAAAGGAUCCAGCUUCCACAGAAUCAUCAACGACUUUAUGGCUCAGGGCGGGGACUUUACUGCUGGCAAUGGCACUGGCGGAAAGAGUAUCUACGGCCGAACCUUUGCCGACGAAAACUUUAACAUCCGGCACGAGCAGCCCUACCUCCUUUCGAUGGCCAAUGCCGGUCCUAACACUAACGGCUCGCAGUUCUUCAUCACUUUUAUUCCCUGCCCAUGGCUCGACGGCAAGCAUACCGUCUUUGGUGAAGUUGUAGAUGGCAAAGAAAUCGUUGAUAUCAUGAAUAAACAUGUCUCGAGCAGUGGGAUGGGUUUCGUCGCCCUCGGAUAUCACGAAGGCGGCAUUACAAAGGGCGGACCAAAGUUCAUUUUCAUCCUAAGAACUCAUGGCCCAACCUCUUUCACUUUGAAAGACGGCUCAUCUGUACGAGAGCAGCAAGCUGACGGAAACGGUGGUUCAAGCGCGAAGCGAGUCUAUAAAGUCACUCUUGGCGCAAUUCAUAGUUGCAGUUGUAUAGCUUUCAAGCGCGAGCGCACUAUCUGCAAGCAUAUUUGUUGGGUGCUGCUGAAGCGCUUUCGAAUGGCUAAAUCAAAUCCACUGAUCUGGCAAGGAGGGUUUGUCCCCCGCGAAUUCGAUGAGCUUCUCCGCGGGGAUCAUGCUCGAAAAGAAACGAAGCCGGUGGAGCAAUCUGGCGAUUCUGAACAACCAUCUGAAAGUGGCCCUACUCCUGGAAGAGCACUCAAUGCUGACGAUGUUUGCCCUAUUUGCCAAGAAGAGCUUCUUGAAGUCCGCAUGCCUAUCACUUGGUGUCGAUGCUGCAAUAACGCUGCUCAUAUUCGGUGUAUGAAGGUCUGGGCAGAGCAUCAAGACACAAUGCAACGCGGCGAUGGUGGUGACAUUCAAUGCCCUUAUUGCAGGCAAACAUUUGCACCAAAAGAGCAGCUACGACGUGAAUUCACCAACACUUGGGAGAGGAAAAAGCACAAGGAUGUCAUUCAUAGCGGCAGCGUUUGUGCCGAUUGUUCGAUGACGCCGAUAAAGGGAAAACUCUACAUAGGAAUCGGAGAUGCUGUGAAUUUAUGCGGUCAAUGCUAUCGUAAUGGAGCAAGGCCACAUGUUCGAUUCAAUGUCCGUGAGCGACCGGGACAGAGUCUAAAACCAGCAAAACGAAACUUGGCGAAUCACCAACUAACGCUUGAGCUCCAAGGCCGCGAAAUCCAAGAAGAAGACUACGAACGACUCCUUGAGCUAGACCGACCCGCUUCUCCUGAUAGACCUGGGGUUCCAGAUCAUGUUUUGAACUUACUGCCUUGCCACAAAGUGGGUGCUAAUCAGCGGCUACUCAAAGAUGGUAUGCAGUGCCGAAUAUGUUUACAAGCGUUCGACCCGGCGCAUUAUGUCAAACGAUUGGACUCUUGUAGUCACUACUUUCACCGUGAUUGUAUCGAUACUUGGUGUCAAAAUCAUACAGAGUGUCCAAUUGAUGGCAAGAAGAUCAGACUACGACAAAAGAAGCCCAGAAGAACAAAAACCAAUAUCGACAUUCUUGAGACCCGACAACGCUCUGCCUUCGCUCCACGUCGGCCAGCUGCUAAGCUUUUGGAACGACGAAGAAAAUCAGAAGCAAACUUGAUCUCGCCAAACAUGUCGGAUCUGCUCGUUACAACACCUAUUCGUGUCGCUGGAUCCUCUUCGCAGUUGCCAAUUACCGACGAUAUCGAGGAAAUCAACCCGAUUCCCUUGAUAAAUUUCCGUGUUCGCAAUAUGCGACUUUAA
Oikopleura dioica is the source of this 3222-nucleotide messenger RNA. Lineage: Eukaryota; Metazoa; Chordata; Appendicularia; Copelata; Oikopleuridae. The record is from the annotation of a GenBank genome assembly.